This is a messenger RNA of Mollisia scopiformis, 1076 nucleotides long. RefSeq lists its product as uncharacterized. The transcript has 2 exons. Gene Ontology annotation, biological process: proteasome assembly. Lineage: Eukaryota; Fungi; Ascomycota; Leotiomycetes; Helotiales; Mollisiaceae. The record is from RefSeq and is a predicted model, not a curated record. The coding region runs from base 408 to 890 and encodes 160 amino acids.
CAAUAAUUCUCUUCGUUGUCAAGCUAUUUGUUACCGCAGGCGAAUUUGUCUCCGCUUGUGAUUUCACUGUCUGGCUAGAUUUGCCUUUUUUUUCCCCUAUCAUAGAUCUUGCAUUUUGGAUCCGGAGUCAAAUCGUCCAACGAACAUUCGGGUGCCUCACGACGGAAGAAAUUGUUAGGAGCAAGUUGGAGAGAGCCCUGCAAUAUAGCCACUAGCGUCGUUUCCAACGAGAGGGAUUAGUGAAUCGACGCCUAUGGAACAGGGCUUGCAGCCUGAAUUCCAGGCAUCUUCGCCAGCGUCACAAUUCACUUUAGCGGGGCCAAAACUACUUUUAUCGGCAAGGCUUUAGUGUCAGCCUCGUGCUUUCAUCAACACAACAACUCUCCAGGACAAAACAGCCAACAAAGAUGGCAACUCCAGCUUUGUCUGCAGGAUUACAUGACCUGAAUAUCGAUGGCGGAGUAGAGCCAUCUCCGUUCCCAGCUCCGACAAAACUAGCUAGCGGUCUCGUCAACGGCACUCAAACAGAAGUUUCCUCGAUUUACUUCUCAGACAAGAUCUUAGUGACCAUAUCCCAAGGCGGCCGACUAUCCCAAUGGGUCCAAGUCCCGCUUUCAUCGGCCUCGCCAACGUCGUUCGAUACCGCAUUACCUGCAGACAACUCGGACAUGCUGCCCCUCGGACAUCUUACACCAAAGACACUUCUUGGGGCGGGUGGUGAGCAGCGCGAGAUCAUUGGACAUCUAUACGCUAGCCAGAUUGCCAGUGCGAUUGCGACGAGGAAUCCUGAAGAGACGAGGACAUGUUUAAUAGGGUUGGGAUUGAUGAAGUUGGAUAUGGAGCGAGAAGCUUUCUUCGACCUACUAGAGCUAGUGCACAGAGUAAUAUGAGCAUAUAUCUAGGAAGAAGGAGCUCUGAAUUCGGUCACCAAGGACCUCAACGGCUUUCCAAGAUGAGAGGAUACAGCUACAGAAUUCUGGUAUGACUGGAAGCCGGACUGAAAUGGCUACAGAAUCACAAAAAAUAGCAUCGUGAAUGAUGAGCUCACGAAGGGAGUCUUUGCACAAGGCAAUGCU